UCACCCUGUAUAUAAAAAAAUGUUCGAAAAAGUGACACCAAUGUCAAAACUUGUCCAAAAACAGCUAUUUAGAUGCCUGUGUUCAGGUGCCGUUUUAGAAAGCAGCAUUUUUUGUGGCUCCUUGUAUUAGUUCUAGUUUUAAUAAUUGUAAUUCAUCAAAUUAUUGCCCGAAUGAAAAAAACUGACUUUGAAGAGUCCGGUGCUCCCCCUGUUUCGGUUUUACGAAGGAUAAAGACUAUCACCCAGUGUUUUGAUCGGCCCAUGGUGAGCCAAAUUACGCAAAACGGCCAAUUUUGGGUCUUGAACAACCACAUAAAGGCCUCAGAACGGUUCAAAUGCCAUGAAAGUGUCACAAUAACAACGCAAGGCGAUUUCAUGUUCCUUGAAAACUUGCCCAUCUUGGUGGAGAGAUGGAAGGGACCCAUCAGUGUGGCCGUCUACGCCCCUGGAAGCGAUUUUAAACGCACCAUCGACUCCAUUCGCUAUCUACGCCACUGUGAUAGCCCCCUUAUUGCGAAGUUUGUCACGUUUCAUAUUUUUUUCGAUGCGGAACAUGUUCCAGAAAAGAAUUUCCAGCCGGAAGAAGGCUUCGAUUGUGACAAAAAAAAUCCCCCAUAUCACACCAAAACAACCACUUACAAAACCUCCCAAAACUUGCUUUAUCCUAUCAACGUGGCCCGAAAUAUAGCGCGAAAAAUGGCCCAAACCCACUUCAUCCUCCCCUUGGACAUCGAACUGUUCCCGACUCCCGACUUCAUCCCGAAAUUCCUGGCAAUGAUCGCCCGCAAUCAACCGUCCCUCAACCCCCGGGUCUUCCCUUUGCCAGUUUUCGAAAUCGAAUCCGGGCAAAAACUCCCCGAAAAUAAAACCCAACUCCGGGAACUGCUCUCCAGAAAAUUAGCAAUUCCUUUCCACGAAAAUAUUUGUGCAAUGUGUCACAACAUCCCGGAUUUGGACGAAUGGGUGCAACUGAACGAAACGAAAAAUUUGGCGGUUUUUCGGACAACGAAGAGGAUGGGAGAGUAUCGGUCGUGGGAACCGUUUUAUGUUGGCACUCAUUCUGAGCCCUAUUUUCACGAGGGAUUGUCAUGGGAGGGCGGGAGUGAUAAAAGGGCUCAAGGGUACGUCAUGUGCCUGCUUGAUUACGACUUCAUGGUACUUGAUAAUGCAUUCUUGGUGCAUAAACCAGGGAUUAAGAAAAACACUUAUGACGAGGGAAGGUUUAAAUACCAGGAGCAAACCAACGAGUUCCUCAGUGGACGCUUUUUGGAUGAAAUGAAUUUCUUGUACAAUUUCAGUGAAAAUUGUCACGUUUAGGAAAUAAA
Tribolium castaneum (red flour beetle) is the source of this 1325-nucleotide messenger RNA. Its product is annotated as beta-1,4-glucuronyltransferase 1. Bases 73 to 1317 code for a protein of 414 amino acids. NCBI's taxonomy places the organism in Eukaryota, Metazoa, Arthropoda, Insecta, Coleoptera, Tenebrionidae. The record is from RefSeq and is a predicted model, not a curated record. The transcript is spliced from 2 exons.